Acanthosepion pharaonis is the source of this 1401-nucleotide messenger RNA. Lineage: Eukaryota; Metazoa; Mollusca; Cephalopoda; Sepiida; Sepiidae. The record is from the annotation of a GenBank genome assembly.
AUGUUUCUGCUUUUUUCUUUCUGUCUUUCUUUAUUUUUUCUUUCUUUUUUUUGUUGCUUUUCGCUUCAACCUUCUUUACAACUUUUUGGUUUUCUUUCUUUCUUUCUGCAAAAUUGCUUUUUUUUGUUUUCACUCAAUUUUCUUUCUUUCUUUCUUUCUUUCUUUCUUUCUUUCUUUCUUUCUUUCUUUCUCAUCCCCGUCUCUUUCAUCUCAUUCUUACAUGAUUUCCUACUUGUUCCUUUCCAUUUCUUCUUUCUUCAACUUAUUUCACUUCAUUCGUCAUUAUUUUUUUCUUUCUUACAUUUACUUACUUCACUUCCUUCUUUGAUGCACGUCUUUAAUUUCAUUCCUUCCUUUGUUUUCUUUCUCUUUAUUGCAUUCCUUCCUUCCUUCCUUCCUUCGUUCUUUUUUCUUCCUCUUCUUAUUCCCGUCCAUCUUUAUUUCGUCAUUAUUUUUCUCUUUUGCUUUUUCGUCAUUAAACUUCUUCCUUCUUUCCUCUUGGCAUCAUUUAUAUUCUUCUUUUCUUUUCUUACUGAAUCGGCCGUGUUUGUGUCUGCUUAUCACCCACGAUUCGUCUCGCCUUUCUUUCUGCCUUCUUUUCUUUCUUUUCCUUUCUCUGCCUCUGUUGACAUUAUUGUCAAAAAAUCUAUCUAUCUAUCUAUCUAUCUAUCAGUCAUAGUUUGCAAUUAUCUAUCUAUCUAUCUAUCUAUCUAUCUAUCUAUCUAUCUAAUGAUUUUCCAAGCAGGUUUAUCUAUCUAUUUUGGUAUGUUCAUUAUCGAUUAUCUAUCUAUCUAUCUAUCUAUCUAUCUAUCUAUCUAUCUAUCUAUCUAUCUAUCUAUCAAAAAAAAAAAAUUCAUUUUCUAUAUAACAAUUUACCUUGGUCUGUUCAUUAUCUAUCUAUCUAUCUCGCUUGUUCAUUAUCUAUCUAUCUAUCUAUCUAUCUAUCUAUCUAUCACUCUUGGUCUUUUCAUUUUCUAUAUAUCAAUUUACCUUGGUCUGUUCAUUAUCUAUCUAUCUAUCUCGGUCUGUUCAUUAUAUAUUAUCUAUCUAUCUAUCUCUCUUAGCUUGUUCAUUAUCUAUCUAUCUAUCUAUCUAUCUAUCUAUCACUCUUGGUCUUUUCAUUUUCUAUAUAUCAAUUUACCUUGGUCUGUUCAUUAUCUAUCUAUCUAUCUAUCUAUCUAUCUAUCUAUCUAUCUAUCUAUCUCGGUCUGUUCAUUAUAUAUCUAUCUAUCUUUCUCUCUUGGCCUGUUCAUUAUCUAUCUAUCUAUCUAUCUAUCUAUCUAUCUAUCUAUCUAUCUAUCUAUCUAUCUAGGUCUGUUCAUUAUCUAUCUAUCUAUCUAUCUAUCUAUCUAUCUAUCUAGACACAUCAGUAUGGAUCAAUGGUUAUUGUGUCUCUACUGA